AUGCAGUACAAAGCCGCAGUUUUCUUGGGCGUCUUUGCUUCAUCACUCUUCCCGUCGAUUGACGCGGGUUCGGUUGCGUUCACGAGUUACUUCGAGGGCGGCAAUUGCUCCGGGACGCCACACUUCAUCUACGAGGAAGACUGCGAUAAGUGCAAAGUCGAAGAUUGUACCGUGACUUCCAUCGGAGGCACAGUCUAUUCGAGCAAGGUGGAUUGCUACGAGAGCGACCGAGAGGGGACUGCUUCCAUCUACGCUGAUGCGAGUGCGCCUUAUGUGCUGCUGGAGCAGUAUUCACCUCCUACUGGAUGUGACAACUGGGUGAACGGACUCGCAUUCUAUGCAGAUGGUCAGUGUCGUGUUCUACCCGACAUCGCGUCGUAUACUGCUGCCAUCGCUGUCGUCAAUGCGAACAUGUCACUAGAGUUGCAGUUGUUUAACGAUCCAGAGUGUACUGACGCUGUGAGUGACAUGUCCGUCUCGAGCACCGAUGUUGAGUACACGUGCUUUGCCGGCUACUCGGAAUCGUACGGUUUCGUGUACUACACAACGGCUUCGGACUCCGAAUCGGAGGACUGCAACGACUCUGACUAG
Molecule: messenger RNA, 591 nt
Organism: Phytophthora nicotianae INRA-310
Lineage: Eukaryota; Oomycota; Peronosporomycetes; Peronosporales; Peronosporaceae
Exons: 1
Coding region: 1-591 (196 amino acids)
Source: RefSeq, a predicted model, not a curated record